Molecule: messenger RNA, 1128 nt
Organism: Lolium rigidum
Lineage: Eukaryota; Viridiplantae; Streptophyta; Magnoliopsida; Poales; Poaceae
Exons: 1
Coding region: 45-794 (249 amino acids)
Source: RefSeq, a predicted model, not a curated record
CCGACAAGAAAGCAAACCCAAGCAAGCCAGCAAGCAACCAAGAAAUGGAAGCGCGGCGCGGUGACCGCCACCACAGCCAGGAACCCACGGUAGCCAGGGAUCCUCCAUCCGGUGAGGAGUCCGACGACGAGUUCGAGUUCUCCUUCGGGGCCCGGGAGCCUGCAGCCACGGGCGGCGCCGCGAUUCCCGGCGACGAGCUAGUCUACCCGGUGUUCGGCCGUGUCUUCGAAGACGCGCGCACAGCACCGCCGACGCCAGCCGACCGGACGCCGCUGAGGAGGCUGUUCCUCGAGGAGGCGCGCAACUCCUCCGUCGGCUCCAACUCCUCCACCUCCUCAUCCUACUCCUCGGCCGCCGCGGACCUCGACGGCGCGUCCCCGGACACCUACUGCGUCUGGACGCCCGGCGCGUCACCGGCGUCCUCGCCGGCCCGGUCGCCGCGGAAGAGCGGCUCCACGGGGUCCCUGUCGCGGUGGCGCCGCGUCAGCCAGCUCGUCGUUGGCCGCAGCAGCAGCGUCGGCAGGGACAAGUUCGGCUUCUUCUCCGCGCCGGCGUCGCCUGCCAGGGAGGUGCAGCCCAAGGCGAAGCCAGCAGCAAGCCCGGGCCGGAAGGGGAAGGCCGGCACCGAGGUCGGCACGGUCGCCGCCAGCCACCGGAUGUUCUACGGCGGCGCCAAGGCUUCCCCCGGCACGCCAAGGCGGACCUUCUUGCCGUACCGCCAGGAUCUCUUCGGCAUCUUCUCAGCGCCCAAGGGGCUCAGCCGGAGCCAGUUCCAGUACCAGCCGGCGAUCUGACUUCCUAGGAGACGCGUCGGCCGCCCCGCCGUGACCGUGAUGGCCCCAGUUUGAAUUCAGUGGAGCUGAAAUUUCCAAUCUUUGACACACACCGGAGCUUCCCGCAACUUCAUCUUCGUGAUUGGGAUUCAGCAAGUCAAAAACGAGGACGUGGUGGAGUCAAAGCAAGGGAAAUGUGGGGCUUCAUAUUUGGAUUCGGUAGGAGAUUCGGAGCGCUGCAAGUCAAUGCCAACGACAUGUGAGCGUGGUAGGACUGUAUAGGACACUAAAAUACACGGGCAAGCUCAGAAAAGUUUAUGCUGUACAUAUUGUCAUGUACGUAGUUACGGACGUA